Porites lobata is the source of this 2294-nucleotide messenger RNA. The record is from the annotation of a GenBank genome assembly. NCBI's taxonomy places the organism in Eukaryota, Metazoa, Cnidaria, Anthozoa, Scleractinia, Poritidae.
CGUCGAUGGAAUUUAAUUUUCUACAGAGUCAAUGAGUCCAAAGACGAGGAUUGCUUCUCGCUGGUACGUGACGUCUUAACCCGAAAUUUAAACCUACCACAAGACGAAGUCUCGAAUAUGAAUCUUUGCAGGGCACAUCGUCUUGGCAAGCCAAACAGAAACAGAACCCGACCUCUUAUUGCUCGCUUCACGUGUCGUGCUGACAGAGAUCGUGUCUGGAAAGCUCGCUACAGGCUGAAAAACUCGCGUAUUUCAAUGGGUGAAGACCUACCGAAGCACAUACAAGAAAUCAGGAAAAACGUCCUUAUCCCUGCGAUGAAGAAUAUAAAACAAGAAACACCUAGCCACAAAGCUUCCGUCAUAGGAGAUAAGUUAGUUGUUAAUGGAAAAGUUUAUUUUCAUUAUGACGUGCCGAAGAAAUGGCUCCCUGUCACCUCUUCAGUGAAUACCCAUGAGGAUUAUGGCAAUGGUACAGCCGAACAUCAAGAACCACUGCAAAGUCAAGAAGAAUCCUCUGAUGUUAUGGUCCAAUCCCAAGAACUGCUUAGUCAAAGCGAAUAGGUAACGCUUUUUCCGUAAGUCCAAUCCUUUCACAAAACUUUAAAAUUAACUCUUAGUUGAAAACCAGUUUUAUUUUUACUCCGUUGCUUCUUGCCUUUAAAAUCAUGCUCUAGUUUUGUGUUUCCAAAUACGAGGACUUAAUUUCGACCCUGAGAUGGAACUCGCUAUUUUCAUGCUUCCCUUGCGGUAACCAAAUUUUCACUUGCACCUUUCAAAAUGGCAAAUCCGUUUAUUUUACAUUCAGACUCAAAGUCGUUGUUAUUGCGGAUGCUUUCUACGUCCCUUGUUAUGCUACCCUCUCAAGUACGCCAAACCACUUUCGUGUGGUGCGUUCGAAGGCCUUUUUCAGCGCCUUUUUUAUUUUUCUGUUUAUGUUUCUUAAGUAAUGUUUGUCUAAGUCCUUUGAUAAUUUAUUUUAUUUCUACUAGUAGUUUGAACACUUUAAUCACCAAAACACUGCAUUCACAUUCACACUUCGGCCAAAAGACAGCUGUCAAAGUCCGCCGUUGCCAGCGCAAUUUUCUGACUUUUUCCCUUUGUCCCGUAGACGCCUUUAAAACCUGUUAAAUUCCAGUCCUUAAACGUAAGAGGACUGAAUAAGUCAAUCAAACGUCGAUCAAUCUUCCGUUGGUUACACUGUAAUUUUCAGGGAGUUAUAAUAACUCCUCUAGUGGGGCUAAUUUAACUCCUUACCAGUGGAGUUAUUUUUCGUGGAGUUACUUUAACUCCAAAAAGGAGUUUAAAGAACUCUUUUUCAGGAGUAAAAGUGACCCCAGAUAUUGAGGAGUUAAAAUAACCCCAAAAAAGGAGUCAUCCUGUACCAUUAAAACUUUUACUCCAUUUUCAGAGUUAAAUUAACUCUAAAAAGAGUAAAAACAACCCAUGUAAGGAGUACAAGUAACCCCAUUUCGGAGUAAUUUUAACUCCAGACUGGGAGUAAAAAGAACUCUUUUUCAGGAGUAAAAAUGACCCCAAAUUCGGAGUUAAAUUAGGAGUUAAAAUAACCCCAAAAAAGGGGUUAUCCUGUACCUAAAAUUUUUACUCCAUUUUUGGAGUUAUAAUAACUCCCUAAAAAUUACGGUGUACAUAAUCAAAAAUUCCUCUUCACAUUCUUACAAGAAACCUACAGCUCUAAAGAAUGUGCCCAAAUUUGGGAAGCUGAAUGGGGUGGGAAGGUUUAUUUUAGUCACGGCAGUUCACAUAGCAAAGGUGUCAUGACUCUCGUUACUCCGAACUUAGAUGUCAAGGUCGAAAAAUGCAUCCAAGACACGAAUGGCAGGUUUCUUAUACUUGACCUAUUAAUUGAUGAGUUGCAUCUAAUUCUAGUGAAUAUUUAUGCCCCGAAUGACGCGAAUCAGCAAGUCACGUUUUUUAAAGAGCUCGAAAAUCAGCUUGAAGAUUUUGCCCAAGAGAAUAUUAUUAUCGCAGGUGACUUCAACUGCGCUCUUUCUGAAAAUGACAAAAAAGGUGGAAAUUCAGUUUGGAAAAAAUCCAUAGUAAUUAAAGAAGUUCAGCAUCUUGCGAACCUCUAUAAUUUAACAGACAUUUGGCGCGAUCGCAAUCCGAACGACAACCGCUUCACUUGGAGAAACAAAUCGCUAAAAAUCCAAUGCCGACUAGACUUCUUUUUAAUUUCAAAAGAACUCAGCAGUGACACACAUGCUUGCAAUAUAAUUAACGUCCCUGAAACUGAUCACUCGGCUGUCACUUUACAUCUUAAGACAGAACAUUAA